AUGGCUCGACUGGUAGCUUUCCUUGGCGUCCAGCUCAAUCUCGCCGCCUGUGCCUUUGCUUCACCUACUGUCAUCUGCUGGGGCCAUCACAUUUCACCACGCAUAACUCGUGCAGCGCCCACGCCGGCAAGGUCUUUCACCUCGCACAAACAUGGCACAGGAGCCAAGCGUGCUAAAAAGGCAGUUGAGCUUCGUAACCGUAUCUACGACUUUGUGCAAUAUAUUAUCGAAGGAGAUCCUGUAGAAAGCCGAAAGACUCGCGAACUGUUCGACGGUCUAGAGGGUUUCGACGAAGUAACUUCGAAAUGCCGCCCUGUCUGGCUCACCAACUGUUCCGUCCGCAAUCAUGCCAACUUUCUGGGCGGCUUCAUCCACGCUUUAUACCCAGCCAAGAAUGAAUACCAGUAUGCGUCGAGACAACUGAUCGUCUCGUACAGCUCCAGCUUUUUCAGAUCUCGUGUCGGACCAAUCGAUCUGAGUUUGCUGGCCCUCCUGCGUGCUCAUUACCAGACCUACUCUUGCUCCUUCUUGCCCCAUCAAAUCAUCGAGAUUCACCGCAAGCAGUGUCCUGACAACUUCAAGGACUGCUACAUCUGGAUGUGCAAUCAUCAGCGUUUCUACAAGGAUGCUUGCGGUCAGCACGAGAAGAUUGACUACACCUCUGUUUACAAAUCUAUCAUUGCCAAUGGGAACGAAGCCUGGCUGGAAGAUGUCGAGGAAGAGACAUUCACCAUUCACGGUUCCUUCGAUGACAAAUUUGGCAAUAUCAAGGCCCGCUUUCGGUUCCGGCAGGAUUUUGCGAGAGGCACCGACACGGCUGAGAAAGCUCAGAGCUUGCUCAAACGCGGUGGAAGUGCUUCUCUUGAGCAUGGAGAGCACAAGGGUAUCACUUUCGAGUUCUGGGUUUCCAAGGAUGAGGGGGAUUAUAGCAUGAGUGUUUCAAAUUUUCGCAAGGUCGAGAUCCGGAGCGAGGCAGGUGACGAGGAUCCAGAGCUUAGAGCAGGCGUAAUCAAAUGGUGAUUCUGAUUACGGGAUGUGACGGCAAUCUCACUACAUGUGCUGCGGGCCUUCCUUUGCUUGGCAGUACGGAGCA
Didymella exigua CBS 183.55 is the source of this 1093-nucleotide messenger RNA. RefSeq lists its product as uncharacterized. Lineage: Eukaryota; Fungi; Ascomycota; Dothideomycetes; Pleosporales; Didymellaceae. The record is from RefSeq and is a predicted model, not a curated record. Bases 1 to 1020 code for a protein of 339 amino acids. The transcript has 4 exons.